CACCUGAAGCUGCGGCGUCGAAGAAACUCCCUCUGCUAGCGUUAGCUAGCCCCACAUAAUGCAACUUUAACUAUUUUUGUAACAAAAGUAACUGAUGUACAACUUAAAGUUGACUCCUCCGCCUCAUUUAACGGGUAGUAAUUGGCGUUUUAUUUGCCGGCGGCAGCACACAACACAAGUGGUCGUGUCGUGGUUUGUAGAGGACGUAAGAUGAUGAUUGAGAAGCUCACUUUGACCUGUGAUAGACUCCUGUCACACAGGCAGCUCGCAUGUUGUCAGUCUCAUUGUGGCAUACCACUGCAUGGCAAGGAAAUGUUGAUUUACAGUGAUGUCGACAUCGAGCAGAAGCCCCUGCUGCUGACUGGCCACCAUGGUGAGAUCAGCGCCAUGACUUUUGGAAAAGGAAGCAGACCUGUUCUCCUCUGCUCUGCCUCUGCUGAUUAUAUCAUUGUUUGGGAUAUUGAACUGUGCCAGAAGAGAGCGAAGGAGGGUAAAGUUGCAACUGGAAUAGUUAUUGGGACUUUACUGGGUGAAGUUGUUCAUCUUUCAUUCUGUUUCUCUGAUGAACGAGUGGCCGCAUGCUCUGGAGCUACUGUGUAUAUUCUCAGCGCAAAGAGAAAGGAAGUUAUUUCUACCUUGACCGGCCACCUGGGACCUUCAACAUCAGCAGAGUUUUGUCCCUGGAAUAAACACAUUCUCAUCACCACAUCAGAGGACCGCACUUUUAAGGUGUGGGAUUUAAAAACUGGAGCUGUUUGCUACCAGUCUUUUGUGCUUUCAGCCUCGCCACUGCUCAGUGCAUUCUUCGUUGAGGAGACCAGGCACCUUAUCACCGGCUCAACUGAUGGACAGGUGUGGUGCUUUUCUCUCCAUGAUGACCAAAAGUGUCACCUGGGGACUAAAAUGGACCUUCAGAAGAUGGAAAAAAGACAUCAAAUGCACCAAGAGACUGUGAACCAUCAAGCAGGGGGGGCAGAAAAAUCAACUGUAGAUAAAGUGGAGAUGGCAAAACCUGUCCUCAAAAUGGCUUUAUGUAGCUCAUUUACUGACACCAACAAUGAGCAGAAAAAGGACAAGAGCUGGUUAUGUAUUGGAAGCUCUGAUGGCCUGUAUGUGGUGGAUCUGGCAACCUCAGAACUCCUCACAGCACUAUAUUUCACAGAUUACCCAAACCUUAGCAUCACAAUGGCUGGGUCAUGGUCAAUCUCUCCAGGACAGGAUAACUCUAUGGUGUUUUUAGUGAGCUCUUUGUUUACUCCGUGCGUGGUGCUGUUGGAGUUGCAUCUUUGUGACCUAGGGAUGAUCCGGGCUUGUGAUGAAGGCUUUUCAGUGUUCCCAAGUUCUCCUCCACUGCUUGAAUCUCCUCUGAAUGCAGACUUAAAGAAGAAGGAACCCAGUCAUCCUAAAAAGAAAGGAGGAACAAAGGAGCAGCCUCUGGUUUUCCACUCAAAAGUGAAGUCAUCUGGAUACACCAGUGUCCCACGAAGGAUUAUGUUUUCACCUAAAACAAACAUUCAGAAGAAUCCUUCCUCUAAAAAGGCCAACAAAAAUGCAGGUUUAUUCCUCAGAGAUUAUCCAGCGGACAGUGCAGCACCUACUAUUCCACACAUUUAUCUCAGCGUUUCUAACAAACCAGUCUACUGCCUUCAGUAUUCAGGUGAUGGAAAACAAGUCCUGUGUGGUCUUGGCGACAGCUCGGUGUUAUCGUACAAAUCCUCCCUUACUGGCAAUCCAGAUGUCUACACAGGACAUGACAAGCCAGUGAGCAGUGUUAGCUGGAGCCUCGACAGACAGUGGUGGAUGAGUGCGUCAGAAGACCAGUCACUACGAAUCUGGGCCCAUGGCAGCACAGAGCCUGCCAUUAUCAUGAGCGACAGUUUGUUCUCCAAACCCAUACGAGGUGCUCAGUUUUACUACCUUGACAAAUUUCUGCUUUUUGCAUCUGGACCCUCUCUGUACUUGUACCUAUAUAAUUUGGACAUCACACGCGAUGAGAUCAAGAGAUAUCGGCAACGGAGUGUUGUCAAAUUGGCGAGAAGCUUUACAACGACAUCAACAACAGACAUCACUGCCUUGUCUGCAGUCAAUGAUUUCUUCUCUUACAUUGUCCUGCUCUGUGGUUCAGAUCGAUCCAUUCAAGUAUUUGACAUGAACAAAAGUACAGUUGCCUCUGAGCUGCUUGAUGCCCACAGCCGAGCUGUCCACUGCAUUACACAGAACAAGGGCUCGAUGUUCAGCACACAGGCACCAGAUUCAUACAACCUCUUCCUCACCAGUGCAGUCACAGAUGGUGUGAAGAUUUGGGAUCUCCGUACACUUAGGUGUGUACGGCGUUAUGAGAACCAUCUAAAUCGCUGCCAUCCAUGCUCUUCAGCCAUCUCACCAUGUGGCCGGUUCAUUGCCUCAGGCUCUGAGGAUAACUGUGCCUAUGUGUAUGACAUCCGUAGCAGCAGCUACCUCCACAAACUUCGGAAACACUCAGACACAGUGCUCAGUGUGAUGUUCAACCCUGCCACACCAGAGCUGCUGACUGGGACCCUGGAUGGGAAGCUGAGACUGUUUCAGUCCAGCAGUGGGGCCCAUCUCUCUGAUGACACCAGUGCUGCUGUGCAUGGCGUCCCCAACAUGACUGGGUAAUUACAGCAGGCUGCUGCAAAGACCAUGCAGGUUUCGUUAGAGCAGUUCCAACCCCCUGGCUGGGAUUUCAGUGGCAAAGAAAAACAGAAGAGCUUUGUUUUUUGCUGUUUAAUCAAGAUCAAACAUAGGUACAAGUUUGAAAAUUUGUACGUACUCUUGUGUUUUCUUCUACUUCUGCGCUCUAAAUUGUCAAAAGGAGCCACCCAUUUCAUCUCACUCAUUUUUGUUAAACUUCCAGCAUGGAAGUGGUUUGAUUGAGUAUCUUUUACCAGGUUCAUUUAACCACAUUAUCGUGAUGCAACAUUUACUCAAUUUAGUCUGGAUUAGAUAUUUACAGCUAAAUUUGCGGAACACAAUUUUAUUAGCGGUUAUUCCAAUCUGUUCAUGCACAUGCUGAACGCUCAAGAAUCAGAUUUUGUUCGUAGAGUAUGUGGAACAGAUGUACUUCUAUAUUACUGGCUGUGGCCACUACUUAGCAGACCGGCACAAAAAAGCGAUGACAUCAACUGGGUGCAACCUCUUUGGCUGCCAGAGACACAGAUGCUACUACUGUUCAUACUGACGCACCCAUUCACAUUGUUUGAGCUCUGCAUUUAAUCUUCUCUACCUCAGUCACAACAAAAUGUCAGUUACACUCAACUGUAAUAGAAGGAAAUAAAAAAUAUGGGAUUAUAACACUUUGAAAUGAAACAUUUAAAAGGGUUAAAUUGUUAGUAGUGUCUAUAUGAAGUAUAAGUAAAUUGUUAAAUCCUACAUACAUGCAUUUAAUGUGUACUGCACAGUUCUACUCUAGGACCACUUCUGUUUUCUAUUUUUAUUACUGAUCUCCCAUGAUAUUUUUCUGAUUGUUUUUUUCAAUUGUAUGUCAACAAUAUCAUUAUAUAUACAUUUAAACGUUAUUUUUCACAAAUUCAAAAGGUUUUGCAGUCUGACUUUAACAUUGUACAAACUUGGUUGUCAGCCAACAAACUCAACGAAAACCAAGUUUUACACAAUGGUCUUUGGUAUGAGACAGAACCUCAAAUCCAAAUCCAACUCACUGGUUUUAGUUUGUAAUGACACUUAAUCCCUCAAGAAAGUUGAUAAAAUUGAAUAUCUGGAUUUAUGGAUUGAUUCUUGAAAGCACACUUUGAUCAUAUUAUAAAGAAAGUUAAUUUUGGUAUUUGUUUUCUCUAUCUUUUCCAGAUAUGGUUUUCAAAUUUAAUGUCAGGAAGAGACUGACUUCACAAUUUAUAUUACUGAUACUGGAUUGUGCUGACUUUAUUCCUCAAAAUUCUUUUAAAACCAAACUCUCAUUGUCGUUUAUAAUAGUUUCAGAAGAUUUAUAUUAGGAUGAACUGG
Molecule: messenger RNA, 3978 nt
Organism: Xiphias gladius (swordfish)
Lineage: Eukaryota; Metazoa; Chordata; Actinopteri; Istiophoriformes; Xiphiidae
Gene: wdr27
Product: WD repeat domain 27
Exons: 24
Coding region: 211-2637 (808 amino acids)
Molecular function (GO): protein binding
Source: RefSeq, a predicted model, not a curated record